Molecule: messenger RNA, 159 nt
Organism: Loa loa (African eye worm)
Lineage: Eukaryota; Metazoa; Nematoda; Chromadorea; Rhabditida; Onchocercidae
Exons: 1
Source: RefSeq, a predicted model, not a curated record
AGAUCCGAGAAGUUGAGAGAAGGGCGGGAGUGGAAAUGGGAAAAAGAGCAAAAUGAAAUCGAAUCAGCUGUUUGUAUCACGCAACAGGUUCUCUCGGAUCCACCGGUAUCCAUUCAUCUUAGCAAUGAGAAUAAAUAUAACGGUAUUGAAAGAAGGUGA